Molecule: messenger RNA, 2158 nt
Organism: Anneissia japonica
Lineage: Eukaryota; Metazoa; Echinodermata; Crinoidea; Comatulida; Comatulidae
Product: cytosolic 5'-nucleotidase 3A-like
Exons: 8
Coding region: 103-930 (275 amino acids)
Cellular component (GO): cytoplasm
Molecular function (GO): 5'-nucleotidase activity; magnesium ion binding
Source: RefSeq, a predicted model, not a curated record
UAGAGGCAACGUUUUAAGUUAUGGGUAUACGCACUAUCUUCUACUGAUAUUAUAUAUACGGUAUACAUACACAUACAUACAUACAUACAUAGUAGCAGCACAAUGGAUAUAAUCACCAAGCCAACUGUCAUUUCUCAGACUCCAGAAUUUCAAAAAGAAAAUAUUCACAUCAAAGAUCCUGAUAAAGUGGAAGAAAUCGUUACCGCUUUCAUAAAUGGUGGUCACAUCAAAUUCCAGGUUGUGUCAGAUUUUGAUAGGACAAUAACACGGCAUCAUUUCAAUGGAAAAGAAGUUCCUACAACCCAUGGUGAAUGUAUUUUUAAUAUAUUUUUAUUAAAUAACGUUGAGCAUUGGUGGUCAGAGUUAUAUGGCAUGAUUAUCGAAACUGGAAUGCAUAAAGAGGACAUAUCGAAAAUGGUUGAACAAUCCGAUAUUGUGCUUAGGGAAGGAUGCGACUUGUUAUUUAAGGUUCUGGAGGACAACAAUGUACCACUGACUGUGUGUACAGCCGGCAUAACAGACAUUUUGAAUGCAGUAAUGACCUAUCAAGCUACUCUGUAUGACAAUAUAUCAGUUAUGGGCAAUAAAAUGGAUUUUGAUGCAAAUGGAAAAAUUGUAGGCAUAAGUUGUAAUGGAACAGUAAUUAACCACUAUAACAAGGGAGAGAUAACUAGGAUUAAUCGGGAUUAUUUUGAACAACACAUGGAACGCACCAACGUUCUCCUGAUGGGUGACUCCAUCGGUGACCUGGAUAUGGCCGACGGGUUAAUACAUGCAGAUGUCCUCAAAAUUGGCUUUCUGAACAGUCAUGUUGAACAAAACCUUGAAGUUUACAAAAGCAAGUUUGAUAUAGUUGUUGUUGAUGAUAGCACCAUGGAUGUCCCUAAUGCCGUCGUCAACAAGAUCAUGUUAUCAAGUCAAGAAACUUGAGCAAUAUCAUUGUCAUUAUUAUUAUUAUUAUUAUUAUUACUACUACUAGUAGUAGUAUUAGCCUAUUAUUAAACAAAACUUUAUUAAAACUAGCAAUGGGAUAAAAACCAAACUGAACCAUAUAAUAUCACAUUUCAGUAUCUUAAAAGACCUGGCCUGGGAUUUAUGGAUUUAAGACGAAGUUAAGCUGAUCUUUUUUUUUGUUAAAUAAGUUUUAUAAAUCCAUCCCCUGGGUGGUAGCCGUUAUAAACCCGAAAAUGUAAUUUUUAAAAUUAUUGUGUAUAUAGUUAUAUAGUUAAAAAUUGAUUAAUCUAACGAAAUAUUCCAUAGGGUUCUAUCAGGUUAGUGGGUGACUUUUAUUAUUAGGCGUUUAUUGUGCGUUUCUAUCAGAGCAUGAGUUACAAACCUAUAGCAGAAGGAGUAAAUUAGAAAUUGUACUGCAUCAUAAAUACUCAUUUUUACCAUGUACAAUAAGAGUCUUUAACGAACACUUCAGUAGAUAAUCUCAUGAUCAAGCCUAUCUACUGUAUUACAUUCCAUGCCAUAUUCCUCUCCUGACCUCACAAUAUAGUUCAACCUUGUUAAUUCCGUGUGUAAUAUAUUUUUAUAUCUUUAUAUUCAUAUUUAAUAUUAUAUCUGUUAACUGUUGUCUUGUAUUUUAUAAGUGUUAUAGUAUUCGAUUUCCACUGUUUGUUAUCAACUCAAAGAAAUAAAUCUCGUAUAUAUGUACUAUGUAUGACGAUAAUAAAUCUUGAAUCUUGAAUCUUGAAUCUCUAAACAACACCAAACUCUUUGUUUUGUUUUAAUUUGUUGUUACAUAAAAGUGACACACCGUAUUCGAAGUUGACAAUAACUAUCACAUAGCGUAGGACAGCAAAAUGAUUUAUAACAUACCAUGUUAUAAGUAUUCGCACAUAAAGUAAAAUUUUGUUGGCAAUUCAUUUUUAUCCUCUUAUACUUUAAAGUUUUCAAUUAACUUAACAUCUAAGUCUUAACGUUUCAAUAUAGUUUAAUUGUUCCAUGUAGUAUUAAUGCAUGGACCUAUUAAUAGGUUUAUGAUUAAUGGUUAACUUCUAUAAAUGUGUUUAGUCUGUAUAGGGGACUAUUUAUAUGGGCUCAUGCCCGCUCAGCAACCAUUGCUUGUUUUGUUAUUGUUUGUUCCAUUUACUUGAUUGAAUUGUGUAUGUAAUCCAUGUUGAAAGUGAAAUAAAUUUGAUUGAUUGAUUGA